AUGUGUGACUCUAUCUGCCACAAACCCGUCUAUCCGAUCCUCGCAGAGCAAACCUUGCGACCAGUUCGGCCACUUCCAAUUCGAAGCAUUCAGGAGAAGCGCAUUUACGAGUUCGUUGGUGGGCAGUUCUCUUCCGACAACCUUUCUUCUCUUCUAUACGCGGGUCGCCUUAACACACAACCUCAUGUUCAGAUCAAGUGCUGGUCUCCAGCAAACGGAACACGGCCCACAUUCAACGAAGCUUGCUCGCAGACAUUCAUGCCAUGCCAGGUGGGCGAAAAGUUCGGACCAAGCUGGUCAAACCACUGGUUGAAGCUCAUUCUGACUGUCCCAGAUGAGUGGAUGGAUCUUGACGAUGUUGAGCUCGAUUUUGACGUCAGCUGUGAGGCCCUCAUUUACGAUGAUCAGGGCAACCCGCUUCAAGGCUUUACUGGGGGACAGGAGUUCGAUCGCCGCCACGACUUUCCGCUUCCCAAGGGUAAUCAUGCACGUGUGAGUGCCAUCUACUACAUCGAACUCACCGGAAACGGAAUGUUUGGCAUUCAUGGCAAAGAUACAAGAUAUUACGACCUGGGCGUCGGUUCCGACCCCGAUCCUAAUCGCUUCUUUGAACUCGCCAAAGUGGAUAUCGUGCUCAAGCGGAGGGAGGCCUGGGAUCUGAUGUAUGACUUUAUCACUCUUCAGCAAUGCGUUGAGGAGCUUCCCAAGGACGGCAUCCUUCAAAACAAGGCCCUGUUCAUUACCAACGAGAUCAUGAACACAUUCCGAAAGUCUGACCUAUCCAGUAUCUCACGUUGUCGGCAGCUCGCUCAGGAAGUUUAUGGCGAAGCUUGGUCCUCUUCGCCUUCUUCUUUUCUUUCCGGAGAUGCAGAUAAGAAGAACAAAGACAAAAAUGCGGUGAUUUGGAGUCUUGGGCAUUGCCAUAUCGACUGCGUGUGGUUGUGGAGCUUUGACGCAGCACAACAAAAGGUCGCACGCUCGUGGACAACACAGCUAGCGCUUAUGGAGCGCUAUCCAGAGUACUGUUUCACUGCAAGUUCCGCGCAGCAAUUCAAAUGGAUCGAGACCCUCUACCCUUCUCUCUUCCAGCGAAUAAAGCAAAAGGUUAAAGAAGAACGCUUUCAACCGAUUGGAGGCUUAUGGGUCGAGUGCGACGCAAACAUGCCAAGUGGCGAGUCCUUUGUCCGCCAGCUUCUCUAUGGUCAGCGAUACCUACAGUCACGAUUUGGCUUCAAGAGCAAUAUCUUCUUCCUUCCUGACUCGUUUGGCUACAAUAGUCAGAUUCCACAGCUAGCACGUCAAGCCGGUUGUGAUUAUUUCUUUACACAAAAGCUCUGCUGGAACAGAACCAACACAUUUCCGCACUGCACCAUGAUGUGGACGGGCCUGGACGGUACCCAGAUCGUAUUUUCACAAAGUUCCAUCCCUAACUACAACAGCCGCUGCGGCGUCAAUGAUCUGCUCAAAGGCAUCAGACGCAAUCCUGAUCUUGCGGUCCAGCCUACCUGUCUCCACCUCUUCGGAUUUGGCGAUGGUGGAGGUGGAGCAAGCCCCGAGCAUCUCGAAAGGCUCCGUCGUGCAAGAGCAUUGAGUGACAAUGGCUAUGCGGAGAUGCCCCGAGUCACCGUUGGUCGCAGUGCAAACGACUUCUUCGAACACCUGCUUGAAACGACACAGCAAGGAGAGAGAUUGGCCACAUGGAGCGGUGAAGUCUACCUUGAAUUUCAUCGUGGAGUCUACACGUCGCAGGCAGCCAUGAAGAAGUACAACCGCACAGUCGAGCUCAUGUUGCACGAUCUCGAGUGGCUAUGCACUCUGGCAGCCAUUCACAGUAGACAGGUGAUGUACAAGUAUCCUCAUGACAAGCUAGCGGAGAUAUGGGAGCCAUUCAUGCUUAGUCAGUUUCAUGACUGUCUCCCGGGGAGCUCGAUCAGGAAAGUGUACGAGGAUAUGGAAAAGGUCUAUGCUCAGCUUUCUGUCAAGAUCAAGGAGAUGCGAGACGAAGCAGUUGCGGUACUGCUGGACACAGCAAGUGACAAGACUUUCAGCGAUUUCAUCCUUGCAGCUCCGAACACACUCUGUAUCCCUCGUCGAGAGAUACUAGAGAUGAAAGAGGCUAACAUGACGCCAAUUGCAGCGCCGACACUCGCUUUGCAGGAUUUACAAGACAGUAGAACCUUGAUCCUUCUCGAAGAUGUCGAGGCAACGGGUGUGCUCAAAUGUGUCUCGUCGCCGCUAGCUCCAGCAGCCAUGAGUACGGUUUCAGCAGUCCAAGCAGGUAGCACUUUCGUUCUCGAGUCCAUCGACAUGUGCGUUCGAGUUUCAGAUGGACGCAUCCGCUCCAUCUUUGACAAGAUUGAAGGUCGCGAAAUCCUUGCUUAUGGACAGUCUGCUGGAUUCUCACUGAGUCAAGACUAUCCACCAGAGUUUGACAACUGGGAAGUCGAAGUCUACUCGCUCGACACAGUGGAGCAGCUCGAAUUUGAAUUUGUUACCGUUACUGAUACAGGUCCUUACCGCGCCAGCCUGACCGCGACUCUAUCGAUCGGCGAAGCAACGUCGUUGUCCGUCAACAUUUUCAUGGAUGCACUACCUCUCAUUCCCGCCCUUACUGCAGGCGAGCGGCCGCGCACCGCUAUUCAAUUUCGCACUUCGAUCCAGUGGCAGGAAUCGCACCGCUUCUUACGCUGGCAAGUACCAACCUCAAUCCGAUCCGACCUGGCUAGCUAUGAAAUGCAAUUUGGACACGUCACACGUCCCACGACCCGGAACACUACGUGGGAAGCCGCCAAGUUCGAAGUGUGCGGACACAGAUUUGCCGACUUGUCGGAGCCCAACUAUGGGCUGGCGAUACUGACACAAUGCAAAUACGGAUACUCGGUCGAAGGUGGACUGAUGCGGCUGUCGCUGCUGAAAGCGGGUGCGUAUCCGGACUCAAAGAUGGACAGGGGCAAGCACACGAUCGACUUCGCGCUGUAUCCGCACCGUGGAACUUUGUUGGAUGGCAACGUGGUAGAUGUGGCCAGGGUGUACAACGCCAAGCCAGUCCUGGAGGCUAUGCUUAUUACAGGUCCGAAAUCUAUGAGCAGUUUCGAAUGCCCUUUGAGGGUGGUUCAAGACUUAACGUCACUACACAGCAAGGUGGUUCUGGACACGAUCAAGAUGGCUGAGCCGGCGUUGAUAGCCUCAAACAAAUGUGGUCAAGAAAGAAGCAAAACGAUGUUAUGUAGGCUGUACGAAGCUUUCGGAACCCGAACCAAGGUGACGUUGGAAUGCGAUUUGCCGGUCAACAGGGCGAGCAUAACCAACCUUCUCGAAGAGGAACACGUUGAGGAGAGCAUUGAUUUAUUCUCAGAAGGGAGGCUUCGAGCCAUACUCCACUUCAGACCGUUCGAGUUCAAGACGAUUCGUAUCGAGUUGCGCUAA
Mycosarcoma maydis (corn smut) is the source of this 3426-nucleotide messenger RNA. Its product is annotated as putative alpha-mannosidase. The transcript has a single exon. NCBI's taxonomy places the organism in Eukaryota, Fungi, Basidiomycota, Ustilaginomycetes, Ustilaginales. The coding region runs from base 1 to 3426 and encodes 1141 amino acids. Gene Ontology annotation, biological process: mannose metabolic process; oligosaccharide catabolic process. Gene Ontology annotation, cellular component: fungal-type vacuole membrane. Gene Ontology annotation, molecular function: carbohydrate binding; alpha-mannosidase activity. The record is from RefSeq and is a predicted model, not a curated record.